UCACACUCGCAGCUCUCCGCGGCUUCCCCCCAAGUGAUGGUUGUGUAAGGUCGCAACCCCGCCGUCAGAGCUGACUUGAGAUUUUCAAGAGCGCGCGCAAAACAUCACACAGAGCAUCCACACACCAGUUGCAGCUUGAGAGUCGCGCGUGAUGCAAAUCCAAGUUGUAGUGCUCAUCAUCACAAUUCUGUGGUGUUGCGUUGUAUGCCAAUCAAGUGGGGGUGAGUGCAAAUUUCAUAUUCCACACAAUGGAGCUCAGGGAACGGGGAUCUAUUCUCGUGGCUUCUGCCACUUCCUCGGGGUGCCCUAUGCACGACCCAUAGCUGCACCAUGGCGGGAAUUCCAGGUAGCCGAUGGGGCAAACUUGGAGGAUUAUCCGAUAAAAUUUUGGAAUUUCACUCAACAUGCUGGGAAUUGUACGCAGUAUGAUUUUGAGGAGAGAACAAUUGGUGGCUCUGAUGAUUGCCUCUACCUCAAUGUCUACACACAACCAUGGAUUGAUCCACAAAAUCCCAAAGCAGUGCUUGUGUGGAUACACGGGGGUACCUUUAACUUCGGAUCAGGCUACACUGAUCAUGCUGAUGUGCCGGAUGCAUUUGUAGCCAGCAACAUCACAGUUGUCACCCUCAACUAUCGCCUUGGGGCAAUGGGAUUCCUCUACAGGGUGGACGAAGGAAUCCCCGAGAAUGUUGGGCUGCUGGAUCAACAAGAAGCACUUCGGUGGAUUCAACACAACAUCGGCCAUUUUGGUGGGGAUGCAACACGUGUCACCCUUAUGGGAUGGAGUGCAGGAAGUGCAGCAGUUUCCUACCACCUGUACACCCCCUCAAAUGAAGGACUCUUCCAUGCAGCCAUAAUGAUGAGUGGAUCCUUCCUCAACCCCUGGGCAUACGCACCAUCCCCGCAGGAAUGUCUCGUGAAACUAUGCAAUCAAAUGGGUAUCUCAUGCAACUACCCAGGCUACCUCCGUGAAAUCCUAACAGCUGCAAAAUUGUACAAAAAUCUCCCAUUUUGGAUAACAAUCUCCUUCUUCGGCAUGCCCUAUCCGUGCUUCGUCCCAACGGGGAAACUUCCGCAGAUUGUGGUGAAAAUGAAACCCCCAAUGGAUGUACCCCUCAUGAUUGGCUACACAUCCCAUGAGACACUAAAGCUUGUCGAUUUGAAUUUUAUGGACACCACGGGGUAUGACUACACCUACCCCAAUGCAAAGCAACUCAACACCAUCAUGGAUUAUUUGAAUUUUUCCCUCCCGGAAGCCAAUCAAACGGAUAUCCUCGUGAUGGCUGAUUUAAUUUAUGGCGUUGUGAAAUUCGCAGAGGAAUACUCCAAGACAGCGAAAUCCGAUACAUUCCUCUACAAAUUCUCAAUGCCAAAUGCUGAGUGCCAUGGUGAUGAUUUGCCAUUUAUCUUCAGGGAAAAUAAUGAUGAUGGUGGAUUAAGCAAAAGCAGCAACAAUGCCAAAGAAAUUACAGAAGAAAAUGCAAAUUUAGGCACACAAAUGGUGCGACUCUGGUCAAAUUUCGUUAAAUUCAGGAAUCCUACACCUGUGAAUGAUUCUCUUCUCAAUGUGAAAUGGAAUAAAUUUGCCAUGAAUGAAGGAAAGUUAUUUUUGAAUAUUGCUCAACAACUUCACAUGCAGAAUUUCGUGGAAGAUUCUUCCUUUAGCAUCUGGCAUGGCAUCUAUGAAUGUCUCUACUAUGGGAAUUGCAUUUCUUUACCAAUUUUCGAUACAAUUCCGAAGCAUUAAAUGCGCAUAGCUUUAAGGGGGAGCUUUAUAUGUAUAUUUUGUGAAUUGUAAAGAAAUUUUAAUGCAGAAUAUUUAAUAAAAUGGGCUUUAUAAAUCAUAA
Messenger RNA from Lutzomyia longipalpis, 1847 nucleotides. Its product is annotated as para-nitrobenzyl esterase-like. The transcript has 2 exons. The record is from RefSeq and is a predicted model, not a curated record. Lineage: Eukaryota; Metazoa; Arthropoda; Insecta; Diptera; Psychodidae. Bases 152 to 1747 code for a protein of 531 amino acids.